ACACAGAUUAACAGAGAGGUUCUCAUCGCAGAGCAGAGAUAAUCUCAUCACAGAGCAGAGAUAGUCUUAUCACACAGCAGAGAAGAGAAGACAGACAGACAGAGGAAACCUUUACAGAGAAUCACAAACAGACAUAAUCUACAUUUCACACAUCUCUCCUCCGUUCUCUGGAAGACAUCUUCACUCAGUGUUAGUCCAGACACCUCCGUACGGCUCAGUUUAUCAGUGACCUAUCAUGGCGUCUACCAUGGACAGUGCCAAGAUCCUCUUCUCUGUUCUGUUUCUCUACGUCUGCUACCAGGUGACUCAUGGCCAGAUGGUGAUGGACUGCUGUCUGGAGGUCAACAAAAAAGAGAUCCCACAACGCAUUGUCACUGGUUACCAGCCUCAGGUUAGGGGUCAAGGCUGCUCCAUUGACGCCAUGGUCUUCAACACCAGAAAGGGACGUAGGCUGUGUGCCCCCACCGGCCCUGCCUGGGUUACUAACCUGAUGAAACACAUGGACAAGCUGAUCAAGAUGUGCGAUGACACCAACUUCAAGGGUAAACACUGUAAGAAGUUGAUGUCCAAGCAGUCCUAAAGUCCCAAUUGGACGCCCUCCCUCCACCCUCACUGCCACCUCACUGCCACCUCCACCCCCCUUCUCCUGGUCCAUGGGAGUUUUUUUUUUUUAAAUGAAUGGAAAAAUGUGAUUCCUCCUACCACUAGUGCACUUUUUCAGUUUCCUUCCAUCUUCAGUCUUUAUCCAGCAGACCAUGUUGUUUCUUCUGUCAGUUUUUACCCAGCAUGCCAUGUUGUUUCCUUCUGUCUUCAGUUUUUACCCAGCAUGCCAUGUUGUUUCCUUCUGUCUUCAGUUUUUACCCAGCAGACCAUGUUGUUUCCUUCUGUCUUCAGUUUUUACCCAGCAGACCAUGUUGUUUCCUUCUGUCUUCAGUUUUUACCCAGCAUGCCAUGUUGUUUCCUUCUGUCUUCAGUUUUUACCCAGCAGACCAUGUUGUUUCCUUCUGUCUUCAGUUUUUACCCAGCAGACCAUGUUGUUUCCUUCUGUCUUCAGUUUUUACCCAGCAUGCCAUGUUGUUUCCUUCUGUCUUCAGUUUUUACCCAGCAGACCAUGUUGUUUCCUUCUGUCUUCAGUUUUUAACCAGCAGACCAUGUUGUUUCCUUCUGUCUUCAGUUUUUACCCAGCAUGCCAUGUUGUUUCCUUCUGUCUUCAGUUUUUACCCAGCAGACCAUGUUGUUUCCUUCUGUCUUCAGUUUUUACCCAGCAGACCAUGUUUUUUUCUUCUGUCUUCAGUUUUUACCCAGCAUGCCAUGUUGUUUCCUUCUGUCUUCAGUUUUUACCCAGCAGACCAUGUUGUUUCCUUCUGUCUUCAGUUUUUACCCAGCAGACCAUGUUGUUUCUCAGUGGCACAUUCAUGUACUAUAUCUUUUAUAUAUUUUAUGUGACAAAAUGAUAAAUAACAUUCCAGAAAGAGUAAAUUAGCUUUGAUUCCACCUGGGAACCUUAAAGCUACAGUCUGGGAUUGGAAAAGUAAUAAAACAACUAUUUUAUUAACAUGUAUUUAAUCAGGGGAGCCACAUUGAGACCAGGGACUCAUUUUCAAUGGCGCCUUUAGAUCACAAAGCUAUAACGUGUUUAGCUAGCUGAUAUGUGAAAUACCUAUCCAGGCAAGUUAAGGUUUCAGCAACGCCUGGGCUGAGGAGAGUGCCCUAUAGCUUUAAGGUCAUAAGUCAGGGGUUAAAGGUCAGGGGUCAAAAUGUACUGGCAGCUGGUUCAAACACCCAUCUUUAAAUUAAACUCAGAGACAAUCAAACAUUUGCUAACUUUUUGUGAACUUUGCAUUUAAUUAAUAUAUAUUUUUCAUUGAUCUUUUUAACAAUGACUGUCAAAUCAAGAUUUUCAGUGAACUUGAAUUCAUUUUUUAAUUAAAUGAGACCUUUAAUGACUAACCUCAAAAGGUAAAAUAUUGUAGUUCAUUGAUACCUUGCUCUUGUCUAUUUUGAUGGAUUAAACUGUGAGUAGAUUAAAUUA
Messenger RNA from Oncorhynchus mykiss (rainbow trout), 2032 nucleotides. RefSeq names its product C-C motif chemokine 19. Lineage: Eukaryota; Metazoa; Chordata; Actinopteri; Salmoniformes; Salmonidae. The record is from RefSeq and is a predicted model, not a curated record. Gene Ontology annotation, molecular function: chemokine activity. Gene Ontology annotation, biological process: immune response. Gene Ontology annotation, cellular component: extracellular region.